Leptosomus discolor (cuckoo roller) is the source of this 1314-nucleotide messenger RNA. The record is from RefSeq and is a predicted model, not a curated record. NCBI's taxonomy places the organism in Eukaryota, Metazoa, Chordata, Aves, Leptosomiformes, Leptosomidae.
AAAGGAAACACCGAAGAGGCUGGAAGGCUACUGGGCAGCAAGAAUGUCCGUGUCAAUUGCUUGGACGAGCAUGGCAUGACCCCUCUAAUGCACGCAGCGUACAAAGGGAAGGUAGACAUGUGCAGGUUGCUCUUGCGACACGGAGCUGACGUUAACUGCAAUGAACAUGAGCAUGGAUACACUGCCUUGAUGUUUGCUGGACUUUCAGGAAACAAAGAAAUCACCUGGAUGAUGUUAGAGGCUGGAGCAGAGACUGAUGUUGUCAACUCUGUGGGAAGGACAGCCGCUCAGAUGGCCGCUUUUGUGGGCCAACAUGACUGUGUGACCGUCAUCAACAACUUCUUUCCACGGGAAAGGCUGGACUACUAUACUAAACCACAAGGCUUGGAUAAAGAACCAAAGCUGCCAGUAAAAUUAGCUGGGCCUCUACACAAAAUUAUUACUACGACUAACAUGCAUCCUGUUAAGAUUGUGAUGCUGGUAAAAGAGAACCCUCUAUUGGCCGAAGUAGAAGCACUGCAGAAAUGUUACAGGGUUCUGGAUCUGAUUUGUGAGAAAUGCAUGAAGCAGAAAGAUAUGAAUGAAGUACUGGCUAUGAAAAUGCACUACAUCAGUUGCCUCUUCCAGAAAUGCAUUACGUUUUUAAAAGAGCGAGAGGAUAAACUAGACGGAUUUAUCAAAAGUCUCCUGAAAGGGAGAGAGAAAGAUGGUUUCCCUGUAUAUCAAGAGAAGCUAAUUCGAGAAAGUAUCCGAAAGUUCCCUUACUGUGAAGCUACGUUGCUCCAGCAGCUCGUGAGAAGUAUUGCUCCUGUUGAAAUAGGCUCUGAUCCAACAGCUUUCUCUGUCCUUACCCAAGCCAUUACUGGCCAGGUGGGGUUUGUGGAUGCCGAAUUCUGUACGACUUGUGGGGGAAAGGGAGCAGACAAACGAUGUUCAGUAUGUAAAAUGGUGAUGUACUGCGACCAGAACUGCCAGAAAAUACACUGGUUUACCCACAAAAAAGUCUGCAAGACCCUGAAGGAAAUUCACGAGAAACAAGAACUAGAAGCUGCCAAAGAAAAAAGGAAACAAGAAAAAAAGCAAAAGAAAGAUGAAGCGCGACUACUCGAGGGUCAUUCUCCAAGCGAAGAGCAGCCAGACCCUGGCCCAGAAGCUACCAAAGAAGUGGAUCCAAAUGACGCUGCUGACCGCACGGAAGAACCUGAAUUGACCAAAGCGACGGAGGCACUGGCCCUGCACCCUGAGGGUCCACUGGAAAGUGAGACUCGCUUGGCUGACAUUGCUCUUCAAAAAAUUCAGGAUGCUGAGGAGUAA